Messenger RNA from Lepus europaeus (European hare), 2792 nucleotides. It is a transcript of the gene CCNJL, whose product is annotated as cyclin J like. The coding region runs from base 8 to 1168 and encodes 386 amino acids. Gene Ontology annotation, molecular function: cyclin-dependent protein serine/threonine kinase regulator activity. Gene Ontology annotation, biological process: regulation of cyclin-dependent protein serine/threonine kinase activity; mitotic cell cycle phase transition. Lineage: Eukaryota; Metazoa; Chordata; Mammalia; Lagomorpha; Leporidae. The record is from RefSeq and is a predicted model, not a curated record. Gene Ontology annotation, cellular component: cyclin-dependent protein kinase holoenzyme complex; cytoplasm; nucleus. The transcript is spliced from 5 exons.
CGCGGGGAUGGAUGAGCCGUGGUGGGAAGGGCGCGUCGCCGCGGACGUCCACUGCAGCCUUCGAGAGAAGGAAAUGAAGCUGCCUGCCUUCCGAGCCCACUCCCCGCUCCUGAAGAGCCGCCGGUUCUUUGUGGACAUCCUGACCCUGCUGAGCAGCCACUGCCAGCUCUGUCCUGCAGCCCGGCACCUGGCUGUCUACCUGCUGGACCACUUCAUGGACCGCUACAACAUCGCCACCUCCAAGCAGCUGUACACCGUGGCCAUCUCCUGCCUCCUGCUGGCAAGUAAGUUUGAGGACAGGGAAGACCGCGUGCCCAAGCUGGAGCAGAUUAACAGUACGAGGAUCCUGAGCAGCCAGAGCUUCACCCUCACCAAGAAGGAGCUGCUGAGCACGGAGCUGCUGCUCCUGGAGGCCUUCGGCUGGAACCUCUGCCUGCCCACGCCCGCCCACUUCCUGGACUACUACCUGCUGGCUUCCGUCAGCCAGAAGGACCACCACUGCCACACCUGGCCCACCACCUGUCCCCGCAAGACCAAAGAGUGCCUCAAGGAGUACGCGCAGUACUUCCUCGAGGUCACCCUGCAAGAUCACGUCUUCUACAAAUUCCAGCCUUCUGUGGUCGCUGCAGCCUGCAUUGGGGCCUCCAGGAUUUGCCUGCAGCUUUCUCCCUACUGGACCAGAGAUCUACAGAGGAUCUCAAACUACUCCCUGGAGCAUCUCAGCACAUGCAUUGAAAUCCUGCUGGUAGCCUAUGACAAUGUCCUCAAGGACGCCGUCGCAGUCAAGAGCCAGGCCUUGGCAAUGGUGCCUGGCACGCCCUCAGCCCCCACCCAAGUGCUGUUCCAGACCCCUGCCUACCCCACCCUCGGCCAGCCAACAACCACCCUGGCCCAGUUCCAGGCCCCCGUGCAGGACCUGUGCUUGGCCUAUCGGGACUCGCUGCAGGCCCACCGUGCCGGAAGCCUGCUCUCCGGGGGCAGCGCCUCGUCCCUCCAUGCCCCCUACUCCACCCUGCAGCCCCUGGAUGUGUGUCCCGUGCCCGUCCCUGCGUCCCUGAGCAUGCAGAUGGCCAUUACAGCCGAGCCCAGGCACUGCCUCACCGCCGCCUAUGGAAGCAGCUACUUCAGCGGGAGCCACGUGUUCCCCGCCGGCUGUUUUGACAGAUAAAGCCGCCUUGGGGCCACACGGGUAAGCCUUGGAGACCCAAGUGGAGGGAAAGGACGCUGAGCCACACAAGGCAACUGGGAGGCCAUCUCCCCCAGACCCCCAUGGCCUUGAAACAGAGGGGUCCAUGCUCUUUCCAAUUAAAACUAACCCCAAGCCAAACAUUUCAUGACAUACCUCACCCAAGAGCCCUCCUCUGAGAAACAUCUUCCACGUGUGGCUGGGAUGCACGGCCAGGGCCCAGUGAAUCCAGAAAGGCUUGGGAAGAGGCCAGGAGCCUGGGAGCUGGGCGCAGGCGCGUCCUGUUCGUAGCAGCAAAGACUUCUUUCCUCUUUGCCAAUGGCAGCUACACCACUGACAAGGCAGGAGCGGCCUACCCUGUCCCCGGGGCCCGUGGAAGAUGCGGUCUCGGGUGCUUUUCUUCCCAGAGCUCCAUCCACAGGGGCGUACCUUUGCGCUUGAGCCUCUACCUUGCGAGGCACAGUGGUUAAUCCUCUUGUGUUUGUCGUCGAACCAACCUUUUCGGGCCUUUAGCUGUUUCUCAUGCUGCUGCUGUGUCCCAAAGUGAUCUAGCCUUCUGUUCAGUAAGAUGUCUGUUUACAAGCUACAUCAGGGACUGUGUGAUACUUGAAAAAUUCCUUAGGAGGAAAAACCAACUUCACUGCCACAUUGCCUGUCCCACGUGACGAGCUGUUAAGUUUUAACCCAACGUGUGGCGGGCCUGUGGCUGACAACAGAACAACCUUUACAAAGACAUACAAUCAGGAGAACUGCUUUCCAGGGUCUCCAUUCCAGAAGAUUUUGCAUCGUGGAUGCUGUGUGCACCUGUCGAACUUUGAUCACUGCAGGGGUGUGUGGGGGAGGGGGCGGUCAUUGAAGGGAAGAGAAGGCUUUGAAACCAACUGUCCCCACCUCCCUCCACCCCAUGCUCAUGGUGCAUGAGGUCAAACCCCAGCUUGGCCUUGAAUUUGGUCGGUGGCAAAAGCUAAUGGGAAUAUGUGCUUUGUGGCACUGGGAUAUGGGGAAUGGGGCCGGACAUGGGCCAAUGAGCUCAGCAUCGACUGGCCGUGAUUGGCUGGAUGGAAAGCCAGUAUUUGGGGCUGUGCAGCGAGGGGGAUCUCAGGAACACUGUCGUAACCAUGUGCAAUAUGUUUUUGUUCUGACUCAAGGCUGGUGCUCCUCAUGAGGGGAAUGCCUCGGACCUGGGAGGGGCCAAGGACCACAGAAGCAGUUUUUGUUCGUUCUUUUGUGCGAACGUGGCUUGGUUUUCCAGACUCAGUUGCUGGGCUGGGGUGCCGUGGCAGGGACCGCCAGGAAGGCAGCUGCGCACUGCUGAGCUGGAUCCGACGGCGGUCAGGCUUCCCAGAGCAAAGGCUGGGUCUCGACGUGAGGACAGAGGGACGAGAGGCUGGGCGAGGAGGGGGCGCCGCUGCUUUGUCAGACUAGCAUAGGAAACCGCACGCUCCUUUGUUGCUGUUCUUUGUUCUCGGCCUGCCUCCUAUUUAUGUGUGACCGGAUUGGAUUUCAGGUUGUUGUGUCUGUGUUCUGGGGCUGGGGGCCCUAGUAGAGCUUUACAGCCAGCCCAACCCCCGGAAAAGGGCGCCUGCAAUAAACGCACCACCUGCUC